UUUCUCUUUCAGGCAUUCCAACAAACAUUUUCAAGAAAACCUCUUGUUUUUUACCUGACAUGGCCAGACCACAACAACGAUAUCGUGGUGUCCGACAGAGGCAUUGGGGUUCUUGGGUGUCUGAAAUUCGCCACCCUGUCUUGAAGACUAGGAUUUGGCUAGGAACAUUCGAAACGGCGGAAGACGCGGCCCGUGCCUACGACGAGGCCGCGAGGCUUAUGUGUGGACCGAGGACUAGAACAAACUUCCCUUACAACCUGAACGCACCUCGGUCAUCAUCCUCAAGCCUUCUCUCCGCUACUUUGACAGCUAAACUACAUAAAUGCUACUUGGCAUCGCUCGAAAUCGCCAAGAAGCAGUCGGUUCAGGAGCCGAAAAACAAGGCAUCGACUCCGCAUUUCACCGGCAUUAACCGUACUGUGAGAGACGGAAUGCCGGUGAAAGAGACGGAAGGCAAUUGGGUUUUGAAGAAUGCUCAAGUGGAAACCAACCAGCAGCAGUUCAAACCACUUGAAGAGGAUCACAUCGAGCAGAUGAUCGAGGAACUUCUGGACUAUGGUUCCAUUGAACUCUGCAAUGUUUAGAGAAUUCAACCCCUUGGCAUUGGCUAAUAUUAACUCAUUCUUCUUAGCAACAAUCU
Molecule: messenger RNA, 640 nt
Organism: Hibiscus syriacus
Lineage: Eukaryota; Viridiplantae; Streptophyta; Magnoliopsida; Malvales; Malvaceae
Product: ethylene-responsive transcription factor ERF003-like
Exons: 2
Coding region: 60-584 (174 amino acids)
Biological process (GO): regulation of DNA-templated transcription
Molecular function (GO): DNA binding; DNA-binding transcription factor activity
Source: RefSeq, a predicted model, not a curated record